This is a messenger RNA of Adineta steineri, 1770 nucleotides long. NCBI's taxonomy places the organism in Eukaryota, Metazoa, Rotifera, Eurotatoria, Adinetida, Adinetidae. The record is from the annotation of a GenBank genome assembly.
AUGGCUACGACAGAAAAACGUAGUCAUGAAUCAUCGGCAAAUGCUGAAUUUCGUCGUGUUGAUCGAACAGUACAAAUUUAUAAUGCAACUGAACAUCUUCGUUCUGAUAUACUUAAUUACAUAAGUAGUCGUCUUGAAGAAUUUUCCUCAGAAAUUAAACAAACAGCUGAUAAUAGUCUAAAAGAACCUGUCAUAUCACCUAUGGAUUUAGCAGCAAUUCAUAAAAUUGAGAGUGAAGCGGUAAUUCCAUCAAAUUCACAAAAUACUGAUCCAAAUAAAAAACCACCAUCUGUAUUUCCAUUAAAAAUUUUUCGUAUGCGUCAAUCAAUACUUACAGAUUUACUUGAAGUAUCACAUAUUAAAUCAAUUCGACAGAUAUUUAUUGCAAUUCUUGUUAUUGUCUUUUUACAAGUUGCUAUAACUGAUUUAUUUGAAUUGGGAACAAUUGAUUUUCGAUUUGACGUCAUCCGGUGGAAUUUCUCCAAUGUUUCAGCAUGUUUACGACUUUGGCUUUAUUUAUUUGCUUCAACCUGUAUAAUCGUUUAUAAUUCUUUUCAUAUUUGGGCAUAUAAACGUCUUUUACUCAUUCCAAUCUCAUCAUCAUCAUCUGAUGUAUCAGAAAAACCAAAGAAUAAACCAGCUAGUUUAUUAAUAUUUGAUUGGUUUUGGUUAGUUGUAUAUUGUUGUUAUAUAGCAUUAUUUUUAUAUUUUCCCGUAUAUUAUAUUCUUGCUGAAAACUAUCCGAUUGUAACACGAAUAUUUAUUUUAAUGGAACAAGUUCGGUUUUUAAUGAAAUCUCAUGCAUUUGUACGAGAGAAUGCACCACGUGCGAUACUUUAUGGUCGAAUUUCUUCAAAAGAAAUUACAAUUGAAGAUACUACAAAUGAUAAACCAAAUGAUUCAAUUAAUAAUCAAAAAGCAUUUCCUCAUCCACAUACACCUUGUCCAGAAUUUUCUAAAUUUCUCUAUUUUUUAUUUGCACCUACACUUAUCUAUCGUGAUUCAUAUCCUCGAACAUCAUCUGUACGAUGGAAAUAUGUCAUUACUCAAUUAACACAAUUUAUUGGAGCAGCAUUCUUUGGUUAUUACUUAUUUUAUCGAUUUUGUUUACCGGUAUUUCGACAUUUUAAAUCGGAACAUGUUACAGUCAAAAAAUUUGUUCUUUCAAUUCUCAAUUGUACUUUACCCGGAGCACUUCUCUUAUUUUGUGCUUUCUAUGGUUUUCUCCAUUGUUGGCUCAAUGCAUUUGCUGAAAUGCUUCGUUUUGCUGAUCGGCAAUUCUACAGUGAUUGGUGGACAGCUAACUCUUGGAGUAGUUAUUAUCGAACCUGGAAUAUUGUUGUACAUGAUUGGCUUUAUACUUAUGUUUAUCGAGAUUGUCAUAAAUUACUCGGUGUUAAAUAUCGUUUGGUAUCAAUGUACACUGUCAUAUUUCUUAGUGCAUGUGUUCAUGAAUAUAUCCUUGCAUUAGCUUUUGGCUAUUUUUAUCCAAUAUUAUUUCUUCAAUUUGCUGUACUUGGAUUUAUUUCAAUGCUUAUUCUACCGCAACGUACACAAAAUAAUGCAUUUAAUGUUUUUAUAUGGACAUCUUUAUUCGUUGGACUUGGAAUGCAAAUGUGUUUAUAUUCAAUUGAAUGGUAUGCUCGACAAAAUUGUCCUCGAACACUCAAUGGUCCAUUAGAUUAUUUUGUACCUCGAUCACUUUUCUGUCAUGAUCUUAAUGAUACUGAUAUACAAUUUUCCGCGACAAAUAAUCACUUAGAUUUAUAA